AAUGGAGGAGUGAGGCGCAGGCUGGUGCUGGGCAGGGGGCUGCCGGGUCAGUGCUGUGUCCAUCACCUGCAGGAGGAGGCUGAAAUCCCAGCCAGAGCCUUCCAGAAGGCGCCGGAGCCCUUAGGCCCGCUGGAGCAGUCUGAGCCCGGCCCAGAGCAGCUGGAGGCUGAAGUUGUGGAGAGCUCGGAUGAGGAGCCCGUGGAGUCCAGGGCGCGGCGGCUGCGGCGCACGGGGUUAGAGAAGGUACAGAGCCUGCGAAGGGCCCUUUCGGGCAGAAAAGGCCCUGCAGCGCCCACGCCUGUCAAGCCUCCCCGCCUCGGGCCUGGCGGGAGCGCUAAUGGCCAACCCGAAGAAGGCCUGCCUGCGCUGGAGUCCAAGCUGGAGUCAGAACCUCCGCAGGACACCGAGCAAGAUCCCGGGAGACCUGGGGCUGCCCAGCUGGCCGUGCUCCAAAUAGAGAGUGCGGCCUGAUGGCUGGCGUGCCUGCCUCCCCUGUGCCUAUGCUUAGUCCCAAAAUAAAUCUUCCUCUCGGAAGGCAGCAUUCACGCCCAAAUAAGGAGCGGAUCCUGCAUCCACAGCCCAGCUUUGGUCCUCCCUCCCGGGAUCCUUCCGCCCAGCACCCUGGGUCCUGGGAGCAGCCACUUACACCUGCUUGUACUCACCAUCAAUAAAAGCAAUGCUACCUAA
This is a messenger RNA of Myotis davidii, 687 nucleotides long. It is a transcript of the gene CAVIN3, whose product is annotated as protein kinase C delta binding protein. Gene Ontology annotation, molecular function: protein kinase C binding. The record is from RefSeq and is a predicted model, not a curated record. The annotation marks the transcript as partial. Lineage: Eukaryota; Metazoa; Chordata; Mammalia; Chiroptera; Vespertilionidae. Gene Ontology annotation, cellular component: cytoplasm; caveola. The transcript has a single exon.